AUGGGUAAAAAAGCUAUUGAUUCUCGUAUCCCAGCUCUCAUCAGAAAUGGUGUUCAAACAAAUCAGAGAUCAUUUUUCGUUAUCGUUGGUGACAAUGCUCGUAACCAGCUACCGAACUUGCACUAUUUAAUGAUGAGUGCUGACCUCAAAAUGAAUAAAUCCGUGUUAUGGACGUAUAAGAAGAAACUCUUGGGUUUCACUUCACACAGGAAGAAGAGAGAAGCAAAGAUUAAGAAAGAGAUCAAGAGAGGUACCAGAGAGAUAAAUGAACAAGAUCCUUUUGAAACUUUCAUCUCUAACCAAAACAUUCGAUACUGUUAUUAUAAGGAAACUGAAAAAAUUUUGGGUAACACUUAUGGUAUGUGUAUCCUACAAGAUUUUGAAGCUUUGACUCCAAAUUUGCUAGCAAGAACCAUCGAAACCGUUGAAGGUGGUGGUAUCAUUGUUAUCAUGUUAAAGUCCAUUUCCUCUCUAAAACAGUUAUACACUAUGACUAUGGAUAUCCACUCUCGUUAUAGAACGGAAGCUCAUGACGAUGUCGUGGCAAGAUUCAACGAAAGAUUUAUCUUGUCCUUGGGUUCGAAUGAAAACUGUUUGGUAGUAGAUAGUGAGUUAAACGUUUUACCUAUAUCUGGAGGAAAAAACGUAAAACCACUUCCACCAAAGGAUGAUGAAGAAAUUUCACCAAAAAAUCAAGAACUAAAAGAAUUGAAAGUGUCUUUAGAAGAUGUUCAGCCUGCGGGAUCAUUAGUUGCUCUUUCAAAAACGGUUAAUCAAGCUCAUGCAAUCUUGACCUUCAUUGAUGCCAUUUCAGAGAAAACUUUAAAUUCAACUGUAGCAUUGACGGCAGGUAGAGGUAGAGGUAAAUCAGCUGCUCUAGGUAUUUCUAUUGCUGCUGCUGUAUCCCAUGGUUACUCCAAUAUCUUUGUAACAUCUCCUUCCCCUGAGAAUUUGAAGACUUUAUUUGAGUUUAUUUUCAAAGGAUUUGACGCUCUAGGCUAUCAGGAGCACAUUGAUUAUGAUAUCAUUCAGUCCACCAAUCCAAGCUUCAACAAAGCCAUAGUCAGAGUAGACAUCAAGAGAGAACAUAGACAGACCAUUCAAUAUAUUAUUCCAAAUGAUUCUCAUGUGUUGGGACAGGCAGAACUUGUUGUCAUUGAUGAAGCUGCCGCAAUUCCACUACCACUUGUAAAGAAGCUUUUGGGUCCGUACUUAGUGUUUAUGGCAUCCACUAUUAACGGUUAUGAAGGUACCGGUAGAUCUUUGUCUUUGAAAUUGAUUCAACAGCUAAGAACUCAAUCCAACGGUACUGGCCGUGAAGAUUCCGAAACAGCACUUGUUUCCAGAGAUUCAAAGAAACAAGAAGUUCAAACAAGUGGCCGUUCUUUGAGAGAAGUUGUCUUAGAUGAACCUAUCAGAUACGCUCCUGGUGACCCAGUUGAAAAAUGGUUGAAUAAAUUACUUUGUUUGGACGUUCAACUAAUCAAAAAUCCAAGAUUUGCUGCUAGAGGCACACCUCAUCCAUCUCAAUGUAAUUUAUUCAUCGUCAAUAGAGAUACUCUAUUUUCUUAUCAUCCUGUUUCUGAAAAUUUUCUGGAGAAGAUGAUGGCUCUUUAUGUCGCAUCGCAUUACAAGAAUUCUCCUAACGACUUGCAAUUAAUGAGUGAUGCACCUGCUCAUCAACUAUUCGUUUUAUUGCCUCCCAUCGAUCCAAAAGAUGGCGGCAGAAUACCUGAUCCCUUAGUGGUCAUCCAGGUCGCAUUGGAAGGUGAGAUCUCGAAGGAUUCUGUCAGAAAUUCUUUGGCAAGAGGUCAAAGAGCUGGUGGUGACUUAAUUCCAUGGCUAAUCUCACAGCAAUUUCAAGAUGAAGAAUUUGCCGGUUUGAGUGGUGCCCGUGUUGUUAGGAUUGCAACCAAUCCGGAAUACGCCUCUAUGGGUUAUGGGUCUAGGGCUCUGGAGUUAUUGAAAGAUCAUUUCGAAGGUAAAUUCACCGAUUUGAAUGAAGAUACGGUACAAAAGGACUACACAAUCAAGAGAGUCGAUGACAGGGAUUUGAAGAAAGCAGACCUCUUGAAAGAUGAAAUCAAAUUAAGGGAUGCAAAGACGUUGCCACCAUUGCUUCUGAAACUCUCAGAACAAACCCCUCACUUUUUGCAUUACUUAGGUGUUUCAUAUGGUUUAACAAAAUCUUUACAUAAGUUCUGGAAAAACAACGGAUUUGUCCCAGUUUACUUACGUCAAACAGCGAAUGAUUUGACUGGUGAACAUACAUGUGUUAUGGUUAAAGUUCUUGAAGGUCGUGAAUCAAAAUGGCUGGCAGAAUUUGCCAAAGAUUUCCAUAAAAGAUUCUUGUCUUUAUUAUCGUUCGACUUUAAGAAAUUCACUGCCAUCGAAGCGUUAAAUGUCAUUGAAUCUGCUAAGAAGGGUGAAACACUAGACCAAGACUCGGAGGGCAGAUCGUUCCAGAAUAAGGUUUUAACAAGGGACCAAUUGGAUUCCAUCUUUUCUCCAUUCGAUCUAAAGAGGUUAGAAAGCUAUGCUAACAACUUACUGGAUUAUCAUGUCAUUGUUGAUCUUCUACCAAUGAUGGCAUUGCUAUACUUUAGUGGAAAGCUGGGUGACGGUGUAUCAUUAUCAAGCGUACAAUCGUGUAUACUACUUGCAAUUGGUUUGCAACACAAGGGCAUUGAUGACAUAACGAAAGAGUUGAACUUACCAUCCAAUCAAACUAUUGCCAUGUUCUCCAAGAUUAUCAGGAAAUUCACCAAUUUCUUCAGGGAAGUUUUAAGCGAGUCUAUUGAAAAAACCUUACCUCAAAUCAAGGACCAAGAAAUUGCCGAAAUGAAUGGCGAAGAAGUGUUGUCUUACAAUGCUGCCGAAGUCAUUGACAAAAUGGAAGAUGACCUUGAAAAUGCAGGGAACGAAGCUAUCAGCGCAAUGAGAGAAAAGCAGAAAGAAUUGAUCAAUUCCUUGAACCUAAAUAAAUAUGAAAUUGAUGAAACUGGCGAGGGCUGGGAAGAAUCUUCCAAAGAAUUGUCAAAAGCUGUCAAAUCCCAAGGAACUGUGGCCAUCAAGUCCGGCAAGAAGAGAAAACAAGAAAGUGCAGAACAAAUUCUCAACGAAGAGAUGGCACCAUCCAGGAAGUUCAAGAAGAAAGGUAAAAAAUAA
Kluyveromyces lactis is the source of this 3168-nucleotide messenger RNA. It is a transcript of the gene KRE33, whose product is annotated as ribosome biosynthesis protein KRE33. Gene Ontology annotation, biological process: rRNA acetylation involved in maturation of SSU-rRNA. Gene Ontology annotation, cellular component: nucleolus; 90S preribosome. The record is from RefSeq and is a predicted model, not a curated record. Lineage: Eukaryota; Fungi; Ascomycota; Saccharomycetes; Saccharomycetales; Saccharomycetaceae. Gene Ontology annotation, molecular function: ATP binding; tRNA binding; 18S rRNA cytidine N-acetyltransferase activity. Bases 1 to 3168 code for a protein of 1055 amino acids. The transcript has a single exon.